CCUAUUGAGAAAACGGAUAAACAAGAUCGCUAGCGCUGGUCUUUGAACCUGACGUCGGAGAGAGAUGGCGGUGGCAAUGACUGCCCUCAGCUUUAGCCUCUCCUCGGUCCGUCCGGGAUCUGACGCCAGAACCCACCGCCGCGUGGGCGGUGGAGGGCGAAUAAAAUCGGGAAGCACGAUGAAGGUAAAGGCGAUGAGGAUAGAGAAGCCACUAGAAGAGCUGUACAACGUGGGAGUGGAGAGAGGGGUGUCAGCGCAGCGGCUGGAGGAGUUAGGAGUGCAGCGGUGGUCGGUCUGGAAAACGGGAAAGUGCAGAUUGCCGUGGGACUGGCAUGUGGACCAGCUGGUCUACAUCGAAGAAGGGGAAGUGAGGGUGGUUCCCGAAGGGAGCGAGAGGUUCAUGCGGUUCGUGAAGGGAGACYUGGUUCGGUACCCUAAAUGGUUCGAGGCCGAUCUCUACUUCAACGGCUUCUACCAGGAGCGUUACCGGUUCCGUGCCUACGGCGACGAUUAGUGCUUGCUAGGUUUUUAUUUUAAGACUUUCCCUGCUCUCACAAACUGCUUCUGUUCUUGCUAAGGAUUUGUUUUGGGGUGCUGGGCUUUGUUUGGAGAGUUGAGUCUCGUUGUAUUUUGCUUUUGAUUCUUCUCUCUACUUGUUCUGUGUGGAUAAAGUAAUCACCGUGGACGCAUGCGGAACCUCUCUCUCCCUCUCURCAAUGACCUCGUAUAGAAAUGAAAGUUAACUUUGCAGGCUUUUGCAUUC
Molecule: messenger RNA, 763 nt
Organism: Nelumbo nucifera (sacred lotus)
Lineage: Eukaryota; Viridiplantae; Streptophyta; Magnoliopsida; Proteales; Nelumbonaceae
Source: RefSeq, a predicted model, not a curated record